Plasmodium coatneyi is the source of this 1179-nucleotide messenger RNA. RefSeq names its product Ubiquitin. Gene Ontology annotation, cellular component: cytosol. Gene Ontology annotation, biological process: ubiquitin-dependent protein catabolic process. Gene Ontology annotation, molecular function: polyubiquitin modification-dependent protein binding. The record is from RefSeq and is a predicted model, not a curated record. The transcript has 4 exons. NCBI's taxonomy places the organism in Eukaryota, Apicomplexa, Aconoidasida, Haemosporida, Plasmodiidae. Bases 1 to 1179 code for a protein of 392 amino acids.
AUGGCGAUCAGUGUGUCAUUCAAAGUUACGGGGGGCAAAGAAUUCACCAUUUCGGUGGAACCCGAAAUUACCGUAUUGGAAUUAAAGCAAAAAUGUGCUGAACAUGUAGAUAUCCCUGUUGAGUGUCAGAGGCUUAUUUUUAAAGGAAAAAUAUUGAAGGAUAAAGAACCCUUAACAACGUAUGGCGUAAGCGACGGGAUCACCAUGCACUUGGUUCGCAGCGCGGCCCCUGUGAAGGAACCUGAAGCUGAGAAGGAGACAAACAAGAACGAAGGAGCGGGAAGCAACACGAGCGCGACCCCAACCCCGAACCUUGGCACAAAUCCAGGCGAGAACAUGAAUGACCUUAGUGACAAUCCACUAAUUCAGAUGUUUCUGCAGAGUGGAGCGGGAGGAGACAUGAACAUGAAUGCGGGACUAGGCGCAGGAGACAACUUCAACCUGGGCGCAUUCGCCAAUUUUUUAAACCCCGGAGGAAAUGGAGAAAUAAAUCGAGACAGCAUCAGCUCUCUGUUAAACAACCCACUUGCGAGAUCCCUAAUGAACGAAAUUAGUAACAACCCAGAGAUGCUAGCGAACAUAGUAUCCAACAACCCACUCCUGAGGAAUACAUUUUCGCAGAGCCCUAUAAUGCAGCCAGUGUUGGAAAAUCCAAACCUAUUAAGGGAAUUAAUGAGGCCGGAAUUUUUACAGGCAGGUUUACAGUUUGAAAAUGCCCUGAACAUGAACAAUGCGGCCAACAACAACGGUGCGAACAAUGCAGGAAAUAAUCAGCGGGGACUAAGAAUGGAAGAUCUGUUGAGUAACCUGAACAAUUUAGCAAAUGCCAAUGCAGGCGCUGGUACAGGAACGACAGGUGACAACAAUAACAGUAAUAACAAUUUGAAUAAUAUGAGUUCUCUUUUUCAGUCACCAGAAUUGUUGCAAACGUUCCAACAAGUUAUGCGAGCAAAUCGUAACUUGGGCAAUUUUAAUUUUCCCGGUGCGGGUCAAAAUAUGGACUUCAACACAGGCAAUGUUGCUGAUAACAGACCACCCGAGGAGAAAUACGCCUCCCAAUUGUUGAGUCUACAAGAGAUGGGCUUCAUCGACAAUGACGCGAAUAUUCAGGCUUUGCAGGAAACUGGGGGGGACGUAAAUUCCGCCGUCACGCGGUUGUUGGAGAAGGGCUUCAAUUAG